Molecule: messenger RNA, 993 nt
Organism: Somion occarium
Lineage: Eukaryota; Fungi; Basidiomycota; Agaricomycetes; Polyporales; Cerrenaceae
Source: the annotation of a GenBank genome assembly
ACCUCUUCAUUCGGGCAACGUCAUCCACAUUCGCCUUACUGUGUCACUAACCAUCAUUUCCACGUUAUAUACUCAAGCAUGGAACACGUGUUAGCACUACUCUACCUCUUGUCAUCUCCCGUUGCUCUUCAGGAGUUCAGGCAACGCAAUCCAACAAACCUGGGAUCUGACUUCGACAAUCUUUUCUCUCAAUCGAAGCAGAAGAAGGGGCGCACGAGCUUUCAACCUCUCAAUUCUUCUAGGCUUCCUAAUCGUGGUGACUCACUUGCAUGUUCUGCUUCUCAGUCCGUCAUGAAGGCUCUUCUCCCUACCCCUCCUGCGUCGCCCUGUCUUGAGGAGAGCUUUUUGCAAUCUCUCGCUCUUUGCCACGCGUCGUCUUCUACCCCAGUUCGCCAAUCUUGCGACAGCGCCGGUUAUCUUGAUUCCAACGACAGCGAUUUCUCGAUGACUAGUGCAAAUUCUAGCUCGUCCACACUAUUCGAAGAUAUGCCCGGACAUUUCUCGGCGAAAUGGUGUGCUUUGAAGUCUACUUCAGCUUGCACAUCAAGUUCGAAGGAUCCAGCGUCGCCACUUUUCCAAGACUCUUCUAGCCACACCUCUACCCCUCAAGCAAAAAUCUAUUGUGAUCAGGCUAUCCAAUGCGGUGUUUUGGAUUCGUGCCAUCGUCCAGCCCACGUCCACCUCUACCAAUGCUCCACUCGAGGCUGAUCAGGUUCUUCAAGCCCUCAUCAAUCCUGGCAUUUAUUCUCCUCCUCCGAAGGCCUUUAGUGAACGACCAUCCAAAAAGAAAGUUGAUGCUUGGCGGUUCACUCAGCAGAAUGAGUUCAUGGACUUGAAGCUUCUCGUGAUCAGCGAGUUGAACCUACGUCAAGACCAGAAAAAGGUUGAAAUGGCCAGCUCUUUGAAUGAGACACCCAAGCGUGCCGUCCACAGGCUCAAGGAGAAGAGAUACAGUCUUCCUGUUUCAAGCGAGUUCAGACGCACUGUUAUCGA